AUGUCCAUCCCGCCUUACCCCACACUUCUCACGUCUGAUCAUACAAAAGCUAGAACGUCCCUGUCUCCACCUCGGCCUACAACCACUGCCAUCCCAUCUCAUACUGCCUCGACCGUUUCAAACACCAUCACCACUUCCACCACCAAUCCUACAAGCCCUGCGUCCUCUUCUUCAAAAAACUUCAACCAUACAAUUCACGCACCCAAAGCAGGACGCCGCACCUCCUCAAGACAAACAACUCUCGAGUCACUCCUCGGCCCAACCCUGCGCCUCCCUAUUCCAUCCAAAGCCAACAAGCCUUUCCUCCCAGAGAUCAAGGAUGGAGCUCUGAGAGAUGGUUAUAGUUAUAACAGGGACGGCAGCAGCGGCAGCGAAGAUGAACAGGACGCGGAUGUUGAUGAUACCUACGACGAGGACAACGACGACUAUGAAUACAACAAUGGCGGUCAAGAAAAAGACGACGGCGAGGAUGAGAAUGAUGUGCGCUCCAAGGAAGAUCCACUGGCAUCUCAGGUGUGGAAGAUGUAUUCCAAGGCCAAGGACUCGUUAGACGGACAGCGAAUGGAGAACAUGACAUGGCGGAUGAUGUCUUUAUCGCUGAACAAGAAAGAUACUGCCGCCCAGAACACAAUCAACCAACCCAGGCCCGCAGACACAGUCAGCAGCGCUCAAGGAGCCCCUUCCUCAGUAGCCGCACUGGCCGACACUCAUGAACUCGCAAAAUCGUUCCAGGUCGCCAUCUCCAUCACAAGGACCAUCCCUCUCUCGGAACAGAGGACGACCAUCUUUUUCCGGGAUCGUAAACUUGACAAGCACAGCGGCGCGGGAACUGGGCGAUCCAAUGCCAACAAGGACUUUACUGCUGCGGGACAGCCACAACGGAGACACUCGCCUAAUCAUCAUCAUCAACAGGAACGACCCAAAACGACGUCUCCUAAGAGGUCACCAGAACUAACGUACUACAGCAACAAUAAUUACAACAGCGUGUCAAAGGACUUUUCAGUUGCUGGAUCUAUCGAUCACCACCAGCGCCAUGUCGAGUUCCCAGGAUCCGCGGCCGGCGCCUCCAGGACGACAGAGUUAUUUUCCCCCACUGUCCAAGACAGCAACAACAACAUGGAUCAUGACACAUUCCAGCAGCAGGAUGACCUGUCGUUCGAUCCCAACAUGGAUAUCCUGAACGACAACAACACCCUCCCUGUCGAUUUCGGAAACAUCUCCUGGCACCAGAACCAACUUAUCCCCUCAGCAACAGCAACAACAGCGCCGUCCUUUAAUGGGAGCGGUUCAGGCGUCAGCCAGUCGUUACCGGCCUUCAGUCAGGAGGAUCAGCAAUCUGUCGAGUUCAAGCAGCUCCAGGAACAUUAUGCCCAUCUUAUGUUGCAAGGCUUCACCGACAUCCCUAACAAUACCAACGACACCAACAACUCUAAUAAUGUCAAUGCUGGACGUCCGGGACCGGAUAGCGGUUACCUGGAGAUACUUGGCAGUGGUGGCGUGGUUCACCACCACCACCAGCAGCAGCAGCAACAGCAGCAGAUGAGCCCUCAACAAUAUACCCACCAAGGCAUGCCGCCUCAGCCUUCUUCGACAGACGCCACUCAUCAGCAGCGAAGUCUUCAGUUGUCCAAUUCAACAUUCACAAACUGGAGUGAUCCAUAUCCAUCCGAGAACCCAGGAUUCGUCUCUCCGCGGGUGACGACUCCGCCCGAGAGUCCACACCAACUGCGCAACUUCUCCAACCAUUCAGUACCCCCGGCCUUCGACCUUCACAAAAACAACACCCCUCAACAUCCCAUCCAACAGCCUCAGCCAGUUGUUCAGAACCACUACCCAGUCUCUAACCAAUCGGCUUCCACGGAUUCUGCAACAGAGGAAGAUGACGGCGACGGCUCCGAAACCGAGGACGACGAACCAUCCAUUGCCGCUGCCGCCGCCGCUGCAGCUGCAGUAGAAGCUGCGUCGACUCAGUGCACAAACUGCAACACCCGGACAACACCCCUCUGGCGCCGUGAUGCAGAUGGAAACCCGCUUUGCAACGCCUGUGGGCUCUUCUUGAAACUUCAUGGACGGACUCGACCCCUCAGUCUCAAAUCAGACGUUAUCCGGAAACGCAAUCGUGGUGGACUCAACUCCAAGGCCAACCUUGCAGGCGGUGCGGCGGACAAAAAUCGUGGCGGAUCCAAGAGCAGUGCGGAAAUGAACAAAUCGGCAAUACUUAUCACUAAGGUUGCGCCGAACCCCUGCGGGAGAGCCACGAUCGUAUCCAAGGAUAUCGACGAGUCAGCUCAAUCACCACUCCUCCCAGAUCCCUCCGGCCGUGGACCUGCCAUUGGACUGUUUGCGCCUCCACCACAGAGCUCAGCGACUAACCGGAAGCGCCGUCCUUCAACGGAUGUGGAGGUCUUGCAAUCGGGAACGGAUGCGGUUGCGGUGGCAUCCGCCGCGGCUGAGGUGAUUUCUUAUAUGGAUGCGAGGGAUAUUCAGGCGACCAUGGAUGCGCUUGAGCAGGCAGGGCUCCAGGCUCCCGAUAUGACUGGGUCUCUUCCUUUGUCAGAGUUACAGUAUAACCCGGCGGCGAUUGAGGAGCUUCAUCGCUCGAUGCAGCAGCAGCAGCAGGAGGAACAUCAAAAGCAAGGGCAGGACCGAAGGGAGCAUGAACAGCAACAACAGCAGCACCAGCAACAUGAAGCCAAUCGUCAGAACAUGGCAUACCUCACACCACCUGACGAUAUGCUCCACAUGGGCCACUUUGCACCCCAGCAACAGCGACAGCAGCAGCAACAGCAGCAGCAAGAGCAGCGGGGAGUGCAAGGUUAUAACGGACCGCCAUUCGCCACCAUGGUCCAUCACCAGCAUCAUCACCAUCACCAACAACACCAGCAUCCUCAGACCACAGCUCAGCUCCCGGCACAUAUGUUUGACGAGUCCUCAAUGGCGGCCAUGAACCAGCUAAUGGGCACGGACGGCCUCUCGUCCAUGGCAAUGUACCUUCUCUACAACGACAUGAUGUCCGCCACCGGUUCCCACCAGCCUCCUCAGUUCCAACAGCACCCGCUUCAACCGCCGCAGCAACAACAUCAGUAUCAACAAAAUCAUCAUCAGCAUCAGCAACCGUUUCAGCGGGAGGCAACACCUUCCGAUAUUGCCAGUCUUCUCUUCGGGAUGUCCCCUGCUCCUGCUGAUCCCCACGAUGGCGACGAUAAUGAUGACGAUGGCGAUGAAGGUGACCUUGAGGAUCACGGCAAUGCAGGCAACGUGACAUGGAUGCCUUCAGGACAGGAUCCUGAACAACAACAACUCCAGGCUUUGACGGUGUUGAUGGGUCAAUACCAAGCGUCCAAUAACCCACUCCCUUCCGGUCGUUAG
This is a messenger RNA of Linnemannia hyalina, 3369 nucleotides long. The record is from the annotation of a GenBank genome assembly. NCBI's taxonomy places the organism in Eukaryota, Fungi, Mortierellomycota, Mortierellomycetes, Mortierellales, Mortierellaceae.